GGACGGAACGCUUCUUUCAGCAGCAGCAACAGUUAGUCCGCCACCUCCGUAGCUUGCUAGCCAAAAUAGCCGAACCCAUAAAGCUCUUUAGACGCUUUAGUGUAUAUUAGCCACUGUAUUUUAAACCCUUGUCUGUCGUCUAGUUAGUUAGUUAUCCGUUUUAAUUUCAUAUUUACGGUGUUGUUAUUAUUCAGCUAGCGGGCUGGUUAAGUUAGCAUUAGCCUAGCUAGCUAACAUCUCCGACCAUGAGUUCACUAAAUUACUCUCUUCCUGCUGAAGAAGAGACGGUCUGUUGGACGGAGAAAGAAGCUCUCAUCAAAGAGGAGGAGGAAGAGAAGGAUGUUACAAUACAAAAACAAGUAGAGGGUGAGGUUGUUACCCUGAAAGAAGAAGAGAAAGACGUUUCAGUGAAAGAAGAGGAAGACGUUACAGUGAAAGAAGAGGCGUUCAGAGUGAAAGAGGAGGAGGGUGUUACAGUAAAAGAUGAGGAGGUUUCAGUUUUUGAAGUGAAAGCGGAGGAGGGGGAGAAUACGGUCAAAUCGGAAGAAGAGGAGGAAGAAACUGAAUAUCUGGGCUCGAUUUCCCAAAAGCAAUUUAAGGCAUCCAGUGGUUCUAAAGAUGAACUUAGCCAUAAGAUGGUUUUGAGAAACCGGGCCGUGAUUACCACUGGAGAGAGACGGGACUACCGUGGGUCCUCUGGGGAGCCUCAACAACCUCAUGAUGCUGACGAGGCAGAGAAGAGUCUCUCCAGAUCAGAACACUUCAAUAAACACCAGCAGAGAUCCACAGGGAAGAGAACUCACUGCUGCUCUGACUGUGGGAAGAGAUUCACCUCAUCAGGCAUUACAAUUCAUCAAAGGAUCCACACAGGAGAGAAAUCUAAUAGCUGUGAUCAAUGUGGGAAGAGUUUUGGUCAAUCUUGCCAUCUGACUCAACACCAGAGAACACACACAGGAGAGAAACCUUCAGGCUGUGGUCAAUGUGGGAAGAGUUUUGGUCAAUCUUGCCAUCUGACUCAACACCAGAGAACACACACAGGAGAGAAACCUUAUAGUUGUGAUCAAUGUGGGAAGAGUUUUACUACAUCUGGCUAUCUGACAGUGCACCAGAGAACACACACAGGAGAGAAACCUUACAUCUGUGAUCAAUGUGGGAAGAGUUUUACUAAAUCCGGCUAUCUGACAGUGCACCAGAGAACACACACAGGAGAGAAACCUUUUAGCUGUGAUCAAUGUGGGAUGAGUUUUACUACAUCAAGCUCUCUGACUCAACACCAGAGAACACACACAGGAGAGAAACCUUAUAGCUGUGGUCAAUGUGGGAAGAGUUUUGUUAGAUCUGACCAGCUCACAGUACACCAGAGAAUACACACAGGAGAUAAGCCUUAUAGUUGUAAUCAUUGUGGGAAGAGUUUUACUACAUCUGGCCACCUGACUUCACACCAGAGAACACACACAGGAGAGAAGCUUUAUAUCUGUGACCAAUGUGGGAAGAGUUUUACUACAUCUAGCUCUGUGACUAAACACCAGAGAACACACACAGGAGAGAAACCUUAUAGCUGUGAUCAAUGUGGGAAGAGUUUUACUACAUCUGGCUAUCUGACAGUGCACCAGAGAACACACACAGGAGAGAAACCUUAUAGCUGUAAUCAAUGUGGGAAGAGUUUUAUUACAUCUAGCCACCUGACUUCACACCAGAGAACACACACAGGAGAGAAACCUUUUAGCUGUGAUCAAUGUGGGAUGAGUUUUACUACAUCAAGCUCUCUGACUAUACACCAGAGAACACACACAGGAGAGAAAUCUUAUAGUUGUAAUCAUUGUGAGAAGAGUUUUCCUACAUCUAGCCAGCUGACUUCACACCAGAGAACACACACAGGAGAGAAACCUUAUAGCUGUGAUCAAUGUGGGAUGAGUUUUACUACAUCAAGUCAUCUGAUUCGACACCAGAGAACACACACAGGAGAGAAACCUCAUAGCUGUAAUCAAUGUGACAAGAGAUACUCUGAUAAAAGGUGUUUGAUCAAACAUCAGAAAAUACAUACAUGAAGAAGUUGUUUCAUGAUAUCAAUGAAAUGAUGUCACAAUGUAGAAUGUUUUAACAUUGUAGUAGGAGUAUUUUAAUGAUGUCACAAUAUAGAAUGUUUUAACAUUGUAGAAGGAGUAUUUUAAUGAUGUUCUACCUUAUCCUUAUCGUUUACCCUGUUCAAUUGAUUGCAGCAUGAUAUGGAUAUUAGCCUCAGGGGAAAAUCCAGGCUCUGAAUUGAAAGAGUAUUAUUUAACAAAAAGUGACGAACUAAAAAACAGCUGUGUUACACUUACUGCGUUGGUGACCCACUUUAAUCAAAAUGCAGCACUUCAAAAUGUAGCCAGCUGUUUUCUACAAGUUGAAAAAGCUGCUUGUUUAAAAAAAUACAUGUAAUAUGAUAAUUGUUGCAGAUGUUUGUGUAUAUACACACAUGAAAGCAGUAUAAUAAAUUGUUCUAUAAUAAAUUUUUAUUAACAAUCGUUCAUUCUUAGAUGUGCUAACCCAAAUGCAUGACAUUGGGGCCCAAUCCAACAACAUGCCUAUCGAGUGAACCCUGAAAAGAGAGAGAGAAGUAAGGUGGAAAGUUACUACGGAUAUUGCAGGAGUUGGUUGCUGAUUGUCUCAAGGGUGGGCAGUCAGCAAGUUUUGCGUUUAGCCAGUGCGUUGCCAUGGGUCACUAUUUUGACUGCACGUUUUCCCCUAUUGGAGAUGGGUUUUGUUUGGGCUCGUUUCAAGGGAAAGAGAGUUCUAGAAGCUAGUUAGUUUUAGGUUUCUUUGUGGGAAAAAUAAAUAUUGUUUUUAAUUGUUGUUAGACAGACACCAUGUUUAUAUUGGUGAUGGUGAAGCAUUGUAGUUGAUUAUAAUGUGAAAUGGAAGUUGUUUUCUGUUGGUGGUGAGCAUUCUCUUAAGGUGUUAGUUAGUCUUUGGUUUUUCCAUUUAUGUUUUGAGGUUGGACUUUAGCACGUCUAGCUCGUUAGCACGUAGGACACACUGAUUGGUGUCACCCUGUUAGUCAGUAUUUGUUACACCUGUGCUGGCUUGUCCAUCUCGUUAGUGGGAAGGUGUUUCACCUGAGCUGGUCCAGGUUCUAUUUAAGAGUGUCUGGCCCAGUGCUCCAGUUGUCUUGAUAGAUGUGGAGAGUCAACACCUUUAGUUGCGCUACCUUUUUGGUUUGGUUCCUGUCUUAAAGUUUGGUUUGGGUUUUUCUUUUGUUUGCCUCUUCUUGGCAGAUUUAGUGGGUCUCAUGGUGGGUGUCUGUUAGGUCCCAGUUGUUGUUACUAGUCAACUUUCAGUGGACACUGAGAGCAAAAUGCAACAUUAUGUUAUAAUACUUUUAUUGCAUCAAAUGGUUGUUUUAUGCAACAGAAUAGAGGGUUCUUAGAACUAUUGUGUCUGUGUGUUCUACUGAGGAUGGGCCUCAAAGAGAAAACAUUGACAGGAGAUUUACAAUGUCUUUUGGGUGAUUAAAACCUAAAGAGACCACAUUCCAGGGCAUGAGUUAAUGUUUCUGUUCAAUAUGGUACCAGGGAGAGAUGAACCCCUCCUAAAAAAAAGAUACCUUGAAUUUUGCAUUGCAUCCAUUUAAUAUUUUAAUCAAUGGCAUUUCCUUAGGCUGCUCAUUAGUCUUUCAGUUGUUAGUCUUCUGUUUGUUGUGUACUAAAUAUUUCAUUUUCUUAAUUUGUUUUUUCUUGUGAAGCCAUUGUGUUGCAUCCAUGUCUGAAAUGUGCUGUAUAAAUAAAGCUUGAUUUGAUUUCAACAAAUGAA
Messenger RNA from Salvelinus fontinalis (brook trout), 3792 nucleotides. Its product is annotated as zinc finger protein OZF-like. The transcript has 2 exons. Bases 246 to 2048 code for a protein of 600 amino acids. Lineage: Eukaryota; Metazoa; Chordata; Actinopteri; Salmoniformes; Salmonidae. Gene Ontology annotation, molecular function: RNA polymerase II cis-regulatory region sequence-specific DNA binding; DNA-binding transcription factor activity, RNA polymerase II-specific. Gene Ontology annotation, biological process: regulation of transcription by RNA polymerase II; central nervous system development. Gene Ontology annotation, cellular component: nucleus. The record is from RefSeq and is a predicted model, not a curated record.